GAGCGGCCUGGGAGCGCGCGGGGCGGCGGUGCCCCGCAGCCCUCGCUGCCCGCCGCGCCGCAGCGGCGAGGAUGAGCCAGCGCGACACCCUGGUGCACCUCUUCGCGGGCGGAUGUGGAGGUACUGUUGGUGCAAUUCUAACAUGUCCGCUAGAGGUGGUGAAAACAAGGUUGCAGUCAUCCUCUGUGACUCUCUACAUCUCUGAAGUCCAUCUCAACACUGUGAAUGGUGCUACUGUCAACCGAGUAACUAGAGUUUCUCCUGGACCUCUCCAUUGCUUAAAGAUGAUCUUGCAAAAGGAAGGUCCUCGUUCCCUCUUUAGAGGGCUGGGUCCUAAUUUGGUAGGCGUUGCUCCUUCCAGAGCGAUAUAUUUUGCUGCUUACUCAAACUGCAAGGAAAAGCUGAACAAUAUUUUCAAUCCAGAUUCUACCCAGGUACACAUGAUUUCAGCUGGUGUGGCAGGUUUUACUGCAAUCACAACAACCAAUCCGAUUUGGUUAGUAAAGACACGAUUACAGCUUGAUGCAAGGAAUCGUGGGGAAAGGCGAAUGAGUGCUUUUGAAUGUGUCCAGAAAGUCUAUCGAUCAGAUGGUGUUAAAGGCUUUUACAGAGGAAUGUCAGCAUCGUAUGCAGGCAUAUCUGAGACUGUUAUUCAUUUUGUUAUUUAUGAGAGUAUUAAGCGGAAACUACUGGAACAUAAAACUGCUUCUGCCAUGAACAAUGAGGAUGAAUCAUCAAAGGAAGCUUCGGACUUUGUUGGAAUGAUGAUGGCUGCUGCCACUUCUAAAACUUGUGCGACAUCAAUAGCAUAUCCCCAUGAGGUUGUACGAACAAGGUUAAGAGAAGAGGGAACAAAAUACAGAUCUUUCUUCCAGACACUAUCUUUGCUUGUGCGAGAAGAAGGAUAUGGAGCCCUCUACCGAGGCUUAACUACACAUCUGAUCAGACAGAUUCCAAACACAGCUAUCAUGAUGUCAACCUAUGAAGUGGUAGUGUACUUGCUGGAUGGAUAGUGUCAUAAGGCUUUCUAGAGGAAGCUGGAAGACUGAGCCUGGAGCGGACCACCAAAUGUCUAUGCCAGUGUUGCAGGCAAAAGGAAAAUUAUCAGGAACAUGCAGCUAUGGACAAAACAGCAGAUUGAUUGUGGGCAACUAUGAAUAAUUGUGCUGCCUUAUUGUAUGGUCUCUUGGCAAUGUGAUAAAUUGGGGCUGUCCCUUUAGAGAAUGUCUUUGUACACCUCUUAAUUCAAAACUGCAUUUUCUUUACAUCUCUUAGACAAGGCCAUUCAGUCAGCUUCAGAGACCUGAUGGGUGAGUAAGGGGGUAUAAAAUAUAUCCUGGGUCAGCCCUAGUCCCUUUUCUAAGUGACUGUUCUUCAGUACACUCUUUUGUUUUACUGAGUAAUAACCUGUUGGAAAAAUGGGGAAUUUUAUGGGAACUCUACAUAAUACCUUUAGAUACAUACAAAACUUCUGUUCACUUGGUGGAGACUGAGGUAGUAGUCCAUGUGUAGCUUUUCAUGUUGCUACCUCAAGGUAAAACAUGGCACAGCGACCCAGAACUGAAGUACUUCUUUACUAUAAAUGGCGAUUUCCCGCCCCCCCACCACCUUUGAAGGUUGAGCAGUGUUGUAGAUUAGUAGAGGAGAAGACCUAAUUGGUGAACUCCUCAGAUUAUCAGUCUCUUAAUAUUGAUGUAUGUGGGUUUCCAGUUCUGCUGCAUCUUCCCUGUGCCCUCCCAAAAUAUUUGUCCCACCUUUUUAGAAGCAAGAGACCCACAGAACAUUCUCUGGUAUCAAGAGGUUUUUCCUUGCUAGUUUGUCAGGCCACUCGGGCAUCUAAGAACUUGCUGAAUGUUGUUCAAUAGUAUCUUUAGGGAUUCUCAGCAUAAUAAAUCCUAACUAGUCCAGCCUGUCAUUUGUGAAGGCAGGAUUUGUUUAAAUACAGUUUCAUGCUACCUAAGAAUAAGUUGUAUUAUCCUGAAACAACUACUUGUGAAGCCUAACCUAGCUUACAAAUACCUGCCUUGGCAUACAGAGGAAGAACAUGUAUCACCAUGGCUAAGAUGACCAGAAAGUGGAGAACAGAGUUGGAGUUGAGAGCUUUUUCAGUGCAGCUAGCAUGUGUUCCAGGUGAUGGAGAAAACUAAUACUUUUUCCUAAGUAUUUCCCCUUAAAAUUGUUGUGUCACUCCCAGCUUGAGCCUGUGUGCAGAACUGCAGCUGACAGUAUAACCUUGUCCUCCAAAUUGCCUGAAUAUUCAAGCAUUUUUCUUUGUUUUAUAAACUGCUGGCAAAACAGUGUUACAUUCAGCAACAAGACUUAACUAGCUUGUUCUGUCAUAUACUGGGUUUUCUAAAAGUAUACAGUUGGAAUGUCAAUCAUAGGUUUAAUGUCACAAGAACUUAUAUAGCCUUGUAAACAGACCUUUCAUCUGCACCUUGACUGCUUCUAAAACUGAAUCUUUGGUCCUCCUGAGGAAGGUGACCGUUAUAAGUCAGGGCAGUAGCAUUUCUACACAAAUGCUGCCACACUGGUAUGGCAGAACUGUGCAGUGGACUCUACCUGCGUGGUACUUCAAUAUCCUGAACUGCAUUGUGUGCAAUGGCCUUAUCUUCUGGAUGCACUUUGUGGCCUUCCUCUGGCUUGUGACAUUUCCUUCUCUUACUGCUUAUCUAUAGCCCAAAUCUGUGUUCAGUACAUGCAGUUCUGUUUUAAACAAAGCCUAUGGUUUGGUUUCCAUUUAAGCUGUGCAGGAUAAAGCAUUACAUGCUGAAGGUAGAUAGGAUCUCUGAAGUAGUUCUGUAGGUCAUGUGUAAAGACUCAAAGUUUGCAGAACGAUCAGUCCGGUCUUUCAUUUAUUUUGACUCCCAUUGUAUCCUCUGCACUAUGUAAAAAUAUUUCAGCACUCCAUGUAAUUCUCUGUACUAACGGCUCAUCUCUAAGAAUCACCUACUGAGUGCACAGUGCCCACUGUAGUGCCUUUGCAGUGGAGACUUGGCUGGAUUGACUUGUCUUUGGAAAAUGUUAUUUUACCCUUUUAAAGAAAGGGAUAUCAUGGUCUGAUUUGCCCAGAAAUGAACACGGUCCUUAUUUUAAACAAGGGAAGUACUUAAAUGUGUCUUCUAAAAUGGGCUUUUCUUCUAAUGAUAGCUCCAGGAAAACACUGCAGUAUUUUGUAUUACUCAUGACUGACUUUUUGGGUCUUGCUAAAGUACCAUUUUUCUCCCUAAGUGCAGGAAUAGCUACAUAACUGGAAUCUUUGUUUUACAGGAAGUGUUUCUCUUUGGGUAUCUGGGUGGUUCAAUGGUAACCAAAUUUCAAGUUGGCAAGAAAAUGGCAGGAGACCCUAUUCAGCAUUGGAGUUCAUGAAUAGAGUUGAUAACUGGAUUAGCCUAGGUUUCAUGAGUUGCACUCCUUUGUUUUGUGGAUCUGCUCUCUCAUGGUUGCAUGUGCAUCUUCUCCAUUAACUUGCUGGGUACUGUGUGUGUCUUGUCUGGAUGAGGGCAGGCUCCCUGCCACUGCUUUCAAAACAAAAUUUAAAGGAGGAAGACUAACUCCUAUACCUAGCUGCCCUGUUAACAGCCAAGAAGAGACAAUCGGCUUCUUGUUGCACUUUUUUAAUGGGGGUUUAGACAACGUUUUAAACUUCAGGGGUGAUUAUUCUUUUGGUUUGUUGGCUUUAUGUAACAAAAUACAAGCCCGAAGUUCCUUAGGAUCUUUGUCUUAUUCUUAAACUACCGGUACAAUGUUACCUCUGAAAUUUCCCAAAGAUUUUUAUUUAUAAAGUUCCCAUGAUAUUUAUUAUAAAAUCUUAAAGGGAAUAAGAUGCUUCAUUCAGUGAUAUCCUUAACUAUGAAACUAAAAGAGUACAUUUAAACUUCCUUUAACUUAAAUGGUCAUCUCAUUUAGUAUUUUCAUGUAGUGCUUAUGUUGUGCUCUUGGUUACAGAGGCAAAGGCCUCAGAUGUCUGAAGCUGUUCUCUGCAAUUAAUUUGUCCUUUGCUUAGAUGAAACUUAAACAUCAUUGCAAGCUGUUAAUUCUUGCACAGUCUGCCUGUGCAAGACUGCAGUUCUCUGCAUCCGUCAAAAGAUGGCACUGGAGCAUGCCCAGAUCAGAGGUGGCUGUGUAUGUGCACCGCAGGCUGCCCCUGGAGCACCUGUAGCAUCCUGGGGUGACCUGGCAGGGGGAUUAUGCCAGGGCGUGGGAAGCUGCUGGGGGGCUGCGGUCAGCUGCUGCAGCGCCUGUGGGGCUGCAGGGAAGCAGGUGAGUCCAGGGCAUCGCAGCAAGCCAGGCCCAGCCUUUCAGCUGGCUGCAAGGUCUGUUCUUGCUCUCUGCAUUUCUCACCUGCUAGUGUAUGUUGUUUUAAGCAGGCUUACACUAAGGGUUUAUAGAGGGUUUUUUU
Rhea pennata is the source of this 4402-nucleotide messenger RNA. RefSeq names its product solute carrier family 25 member 36 (gene SLC25A36). Gene Ontology annotation, molecular function: pyrimidine nucleotide transmembrane transporter activity. Lineage: Eukaryota; Metazoa; Chordata; Aves; Rheiformes; Rheidae. The record is from RefSeq and is a predicted model, not a curated record. Gene Ontology annotation, biological process: pyrimidine nucleotide import into mitochondrion. Gene Ontology annotation, cellular component: mitochondrion. The transcript is spliced from 7 exons. The coding region runs from base 72 to 1013 and encodes 313 amino acids.